Leptosia nina is the source of this 1233-nucleotide messenger RNA. The record is from the annotation of a GenBank genome assembly. NCBI's taxonomy places the organism in Eukaryota, Metazoa, Arthropoda, Insecta, Lepidoptera, Pieridae.
AUGGCGUCAUUUUCUGUGGGUGUAUUUAUAUCAGAUGCUUUCACGUGUAGUACAAGACCAAAUCAAAGGAUCAUGGACAGUUUACAUCCCUUUGUGUUGAUCUUCCUUCACCAUGUGGUCUCUCACUCGUGUCGUGGAAUAAGUUCUCUACCACAAAGGGAUGUAAUAGCAGAAGUAGACGCGACAUCUCCCGAUCCUACCAUACCGGACUUUUUGGCUGAUGAUGAUGAGCAUAAAUACGACGACAUCAGGAACCUCCUCCGUAUAGUUCCCUAUCAAGACUUGAAAAAGUGGAAAACUAAUUAUUUACGUGGACUACCACUCGUCAGAAAGCAUAAUGCCGCACCCAUCGCUUUAAUAUUAGCGCCGUCUAAUAUCGUGGCGAAACUACAACGACAAAAAAAGAAACAAGACAUUGCUCACAAUAUCUUUGACAUGUUAAACCUUACCAAUAAACAUGAUGAAGUUGAGCCACAUUCUCUAAGGGAUAAUACUCAGGCAAAUGGUGAUAAAUCCAGUGACCUCGAUCUAAAUGAUAUCUCCGAAGAAGGCCCGUAUGAUGGCUCACGAGUCAAAGUUAUUCAAGUGCACGAUAAUUCCAGCGACGAAAAAGUGACCCCCCAUAACGAUCAACCUGAAGCUAACACCGAAAACCAUCACUUGUUUAUUGACGUACGUAGUAACGAAUAUAAAAAUGUUGAUAAAGAUUACUUACACAAUCACUCACACGAAAAAGAGGAAGUCCCGAUGCCAGUGCAUAAUGUUUUAAGAAAUUCCACAAACACGUCUGCUGAAUUCAAGAAUAAUAUAAAGGAUAAUACCGCUGAAUCUCAUGAUAGUGAAGAUAAAAAAGAAAAAAAAAUUGACGAUGUAGCGCAUGAAAGAUAUUUAAAAAAGAAGAAUCCGGUAGAUAAAGUCCAAGAUAAAAAAGCUGUUUUUUACUCAAAUAAUAUAUAUCUAAAUACCAAUGAUACUUCUUUCAAAAACGACUUUGAACGCAAGGAUAAAAUUGUCGACAGUAUGGAAAUAGAUGACUCAUCGUCUAAACAACUCAUGGAUAAUGAAAACAGUGAUUUUUCUGACGAGAAUAAAGAAGUCAAAAAAGAGCAUGGAAAGAUGCAUCUAGAUCCUAUUAUAGAGUGUUUUAACGGCCAUUGCAAAAAAGUGUUUCAUGCUGGGUAUCAUAACGGUAUCUAUAAAUUCUAUAAUUUAUCAUUUCUUUUUCACAAAUAA